UUGUGCUUUUUGCGGAAGCAUUUUCCCGCGCUUUAUUCGAGUCAAAGCAGUACACCGAGUAGUUGGGUUUGUGAUGAAAUUUGUCAAUUCCAUAUCGUAAUCGCUGUCCCGAAUAUAGCGCGAAAUGUCGCCAGUAUCAUCUUCGUUAUUGGAUUAUGAUCCAGCGAGUCUACCGGAUUUACUACCGCUUUACUACCGACGACUGUUUCCUUUCUCACAGUACUACCGCUGGCUCAACUAUGGCGGAGUGCAGAAAAACUAUUUCCAGAACCGAGAGUUCUCCUUCACCCUCAAAGACGACAUCUACGUCCGCUACCAGUCUUUUACCACACAGAACGAACUGGAAAAAGAAAUACAGAAGAUGAACCCUUACAAAAUCGAUAUUGGGGCAGUCUACAGCCACCGACCCAGUCAACAUAACACGGUGAAGUCUGGAACCUUCCAGGCUCUGGAGAAGGAGCUGGUGUUUGAUAUAGACAUGACCGACUAUGAUGAUGUCAGAAGCUGUUGCAGUGCUGCGGACAUUUGUUCCAAGUGCUGGACUCUGAUGACCAUCGCAAUACGAAUCCUAGACAGAGCGCUUCGAGAUGACUUUGGUUUCCAGCACCUCCUGUGGGUUUAUUCUGGCAGAAGAGGGGUUCAUUGUUGGGUAUGUGAUGAAGCUGCCAGGACCCUUUCGACAUCAGCUCGAUCCGCAGUGGCAGAAUACCUCAGUUUGGUCAAGGGUGGUGAGGAGACUGUGAAGAAAGUGGUGCUGACAGAGCCAAUUCAUCCCUUUAUAAGAGAAUCACUGUCAAUUUUGGAGGGAUACUUUCCCAUGUAUGCCCUGCAGCAACAGGACAUACUUGGCCGCAAGGAGUCUGUAGAGCAAGUGCUGGCUCUUGUGCCUGAAGAUGUUCGAAAAGAGUUGCAACAAAACUUCAAGAACGAGAGAAACCCUGAGAACAGGUGGGAACUCAUCGUGGAACAAGCCAGCAGGAAACAGAUGACUGCCAAGAAGGGCCAACACUUUGAGAAAGAGAUCAUGUUGCAGUAUUGUUACCCACGACUCGAUGUGAAUGUUAGUAAAGGUGUGAACCAUUUGCUAAAGAGCCCUUUCAGCGUCCACCCCAAAACAGGGCGCAUCUCGGUUCCCAUGGACCUCACAGAACUGGAUACGUUUGAUCCCUUGAGUGUACCCACAAUCAGUUUGAUCUGCAACGAGUUGGAUCGGGUCAAGGUGGGUGAGGUAGAAGAUGAAAAUGUAGAGGUCAAGGAAAAUGAGGAAGAAACUGCAGAGAAACGGAAAAUCAGAGGUUACAAAAGAACCAGUCUGGUUAAAUACAUCAAGUAUUUUGAUACAUUUUUAGAUGGCCUAGCUCAGUCACGGAAAGGAGAACUUCUCAGAAAGAGUGAUCUUCAAAAGGAUUUUUGAGCCGACGAUUCAAACAUCUUCGUUUGGAGCGACUUCGUUGCCAUUUCCCUGAUCAACAAUGACAUCAUUACUCUGAUCCGAUAUCUUUAACUCUGUACAGCCAGCACCAUAUUCAUAAUUAAACCUUAAAAAGAA
Syngnathus acus (greater pipefish) is the source of this 1549-nucleotide messenger RNA. RefSeq names its product DNA primase subunit 1 (gene prim1). Bases 125 to 1414 code for a protein of 429 amino acids. Gene Ontology annotation, biological process: DNA replication, synthesis of primer. Gene Ontology annotation, cellular component: alpha DNA polymerase:primase complex. The transcript has 13 exons. The record is from RefSeq and is a predicted model, not a curated record. NCBI's taxonomy places the organism in Eukaryota, Metazoa, Chordata, Actinopteri, Syngnathiformes, Syngnathidae.